This is a messenger RNA of Geodia barretti, 1095 nucleotides long. NCBI's taxonomy places the organism in Eukaryota, Metazoa, Porifera, Demospongiae, Tetractinellida, Geodiidae. The record is from the annotation of a GenBank genome assembly.
AUGAGCGAACCGCAGAUCGUAUUCGAAAAUGUCGUCAAGAAUUUCGGCCAGGUGUUAGCGGUUGAACGCAUAAACCUAACAGUGCACGCCGGUGAGUUUCUGGGAAUAAUGGGGUCAAGCGGUUGUGGAAAAACAACCAUUCUACGCAUGCUGGCUGGCCUCGAAACGCCAACGGAAGGCGAAAUUCGAUUGAACGGCAAACGAAUCAAUGAACUGAAGCCUUCUGAACGGGAGACUCCCAUGGUGUGGCAGACACUGGCACUUUUCCCGUUUCUAUCGGUACAGCAAAACGUCGAGUUCGGACUGAAAACCAGAGGCAUCGGGGAACCCGAACGAAAACGAAGAGCCAUGCAAUGGCUAGAACGAAUGGAAAUUCCCGAACUUGCAAACCGGCGAAUUGAUCAAUUGUCCGGCGGUCAGAAGCAGCGCGUGGCGCUCGCUCGAGCACUUGUCACAGAGCCGCCAGUUUUGCUGCUUGACGAACCGUUGAGCGCACUGGAUGCGAACCUUGUUGUGCGAAUGCAAGGUGUUCUCUCCCGCUUGCAGAAAGAACUCGGCAUCACUUUUAUUUAUGUCACCCAUAGUCAAUCUGAAGCGUUCGCUAUGACCGACCGCGUGGUCAUUAUGAGCAAAGGGCAUAUAGAACAAAUCGCGACUGCACAAGAAAUUUUUCGACGACCAGCCAAUCGUUUUGUUGCAAAGUUCGUCGGAUCAAAUAAUAUUCUGACAGGCAAGAUCACAAAAAUUGAGCACGACCUGUUGACUAUUGACACAAACAUCGGCCAAGUAACGGCAACAGUUCCAGAAAAGCGAAAGUUCAGGGUCGCAGAAGAUGCUGAAAUUGUCAUUAGCGCAGAUUUGAUUUCACUGAGUUCAAAUUCAACGGGGGCCGUCAAUGAAUUUCCCUGCAACUUGAUUAGCGAGGAAUUCGUCGGAUCAAUCAUCGGACUUCUCGUAGAAACUCGAAACGGAGUUGAAAUGAAAAUCCAAAAACAGCAGCACGAAAUUGAGCAGUUGCGAUUGCAUAGCGAUCAGAACCUGUGGAUACGCUGGCAGCCACAAAACGCAUAUAUAUUGCCGCCUCAAACCACUUAA